Molecule: messenger RNA, 837 nt
Organism: Cylindrotheca closterium
Lineage: Eukaryota; Bacillariophyta; Bacillariophyceae; Bacillariales; Bacillariaceae
Source: the annotation of a GenBank genome assembly
AUGCUGCCUAACUGCGAGGAAAAGCAAGACUUCAACCAAUCAUCCGACCAAGUAAGGUGCAGCCAACUCAAGAAUCAUCUCCGAUCACUAAUAGAGUUGCACAACGGGUCCACCAAAUCACCAGACGUUGUCGAAGCAAUCCAACACCUAUCAGUAUUCUGCCCAUACGAAGAACAUAGUCCCGAAUGGAUUCAUCUCUUCAUGGGAGAGUUCCUUGUACAAACGUCGCCAAACUUUCCUGGAAGACUCCCGCCGAAACGAGAAGGAGACAAACAAGCCCAGUACACGCUUGGUAAGCUCUCUUUCAAUACUUUCCACCCAAAGGAUUUGGUUUGUACUUUACGAGGUGUAAGGAACGUAGUAGCUCCAAAAUCGGAUGGCACAUUCACGUACGAUCUGAUUUGUGAUACCAUCGUUCACCUUCCUGAAGGAGAUGUUGAAGCUGAGAUUCUAAACGAAUCAUUUUGCUGCAAGGAUGAUGAGUCUGGCCGAGUAACUGUAUUUUUCACGGGAUCAACGCUGUCGCCGUCUAGCACUGUUUUGGCAGAUGCCAGCAAGAUGUCAUUGUGGUCAAAGACUUUCAAUGAAUCCACGCUGAAAACGGCAGCUGCCGAGAGGACGUACUUUGGAUGGUUGAUGGAUAAAGCUUUAAAGAGGAUGCUGGGCAUGAGUGUGCGAAUGGAAAAGCGACAUAGCUUUCGCUUGGAGUUCAACAAGGCAUUUCGUGGACACAUAGACGUGCUAUAUCUCGACGAGGAAAUGCGUAUCACGAAGGGAAAUCGAGGUACAAUUGUCAUAAUGGAACGAAUAUGCAGCCACGAAUUCGGCUUGAUUUGA